Messenger RNA from Racocetra fulgida, 310 nucleotides. NCBI's taxonomy places the organism in Eukaryota, Fungi, Glomeromycota, Glomeromycetes, Diversisporales, Gigasporaceae. The record is from the annotation of a GenBank genome assembly.
AUUCGAAUAUCCACCUGCCAAACACGCAAAGCACGAAGUAACACGAAUCAAGAAUGGAACUUCAAUCGACUGUAUAUGGUCAGCUGCGCAGACGUCACGAAUUAAAAAUAUUACCGAUUGCGAAUUGUUUACUACUGAUGGACUCAUAACAGUUUUAUGGAAAGCCGGUAUUGAACUUGACCACAACAAUAAAGCACGUGCCGUAGUAAAAUUUAUAGUUCCUGGGGAUCAUAACCUUCCUAAACAAUUUUUGCUUAGAAGCGCAGCGACUACAGAUUUAGGACCACAUUUUUUGGAUAUAGGUGAAUAA